CCUUUUGUCGGAAGAAGCGGCCAGAGCCUCCAUAGGCAAGAUUGACGAUUCGAAAACUCAUGACGAUCUCAAUUUCUAUGGGAUGGUCAACGCAGAUCAAAAGGAUAGCGGCACUUCUCAUUCUUGCUACUGGGACAAGGACAACAACGUGGUGGCCAUAACGAGCACCGUGAACUACUUUUUUGGCAGUCAAGUGGUGCCCGACAGCACUGGCUUCGUCCUGAACGACCAGAUGGAUGACUUCUCAACGCCAGGGUUAACCAACGCCUACGGCAUACGCCCUUCGCCUGUGAACUUCAUCGCGCCACACAAGAUGCCUCAGUCCUCGAUGGUGCCCACCAUAAUUCUUGACAAGAACGGAGAGCCAGAAAUGUGCAUCGGCGGUUCUGGAGGACCCCGCAUCGCCAGCGGCGUGGGCUUGGUUGCAAUGCGCACUCUCUGGCAAGGGAAGACCAUCAAGCAAGCGAUCGAUCAACCAAGAGUUCACCACCAAUUGCUGCCAACCGACCUGGAGGUGGAGGAAUUGUUUCCCGAGGUAUACGCGAACCAAUUACAGAAAAAAGGACACAAGAUCAAAGUCAAGAAAAUCAUGCAUAACGUUGUCAACGGCAUCCACAGGCGAGAUGGCCGACUCUACGCCAACACCGAUUACAGGAAGGAUAGCACUGUCGAUGGGGAUUGAUGGAUAUCAAGCCUUGCUUUACCAGUGAAGAUCCACGGAA
Messenger RNA from Dermacentor silvarum, 722 nucleotides. RefSeq names its product scoloptoxin SSD20-like. Bases 83 to 682 code for a protein of 199 amino acids. The transcript has 4 exons. NCBI's taxonomy places the organism in Eukaryota, Metazoa, Arthropoda, Arachnida, Ixodida, Ixodidae. Gene Ontology annotation, cellular component: plasma membrane. Gene Ontology annotation, biological process: glutathione catabolic process. Gene Ontology annotation, molecular function: glutathione gamma-glutamate hydrolase. The record is from RefSeq and is a predicted model, not a curated record.